GAUUUAUGGAAGAAUCUUUCUUAUAAGCAACUUUCACACCCUGAUUGAACCCCUGAAAAGAAACUCCUACACAAUGAAACUGAUCUGUAUUGCCGUGAUUCUCUUCCUCUGUGCAGGAACCACACUAAAACCGACUGCAGCUGCCACAGUAACCGGUCCCGUUGACCCAUCUGAACAGCCCAGCGGUCCGACAAGCAAUCCCGUCGACCCAUCUGAACAGCCCAGCGGUCCGACAAGCAAUCCCGUCGACCCAUCUGAACAGCCCAGCGGUCCGACAAGCAAUCCCGUCGACCCAUCUGAACAGCCCAGCGGUCAGACAACCGGUCCCGUCGACCCAUCUGAACAGCCCAGCGGUCAGACAACCAAUAACCCCGCCCCAACUGAAGCACAGACGACCAGCCCUGGGCCUGUGGAGGAAGGUGAUCAAGGACUUUCACCUGGAGAGAUAGCUGGCGUCGUCAUCGGCAGCGUGGCCGGCGUGGCAUUAAUCGGUGGCGGUAUCUUUGGCAUUCUGAAGUAUACCGGGAAGAUCUGAGACCACUUCCCACGCUACGACAAAUUAAAUUAAAAUAGGUGAAGGAUCAUUAAAGAAAAUGAAGUAUUUGAUGUCAAAACAGAUUCAUUAAGGAUCCUGUUGUCUGAAAGGCUCAGUACGGCCUUUUCCAUGGAGGACAUUUUGACAGACGUCACUGAUAAAAAUCAAGUUUGCGCGCUCUCUGAAUCUGAUAAAGCGAAAUGGAACUGGGCCGUCACUCGGGUGACUCACACCCUCCACAGUGACCUGUCAAAAUGGCUGCCAUGAAAACUGCACGUACGUGUUUUUUUUGUGUCACGGGUCAGAAGGAAGACAACAGGACGUUAUCUGCUCAGGUAAUAAUAAUAAUAAUAAUAAUCCUUAAAAAGAUUGUUAUAUGAUUUAUUUUAUAAAAUUUAGUAAAUCUACAAAUAAAGUAAAUAAAUAAAGUAUAUUAAGCUAAAACGACUUCAUUAAAUCUUUUAUUGUUGUUCUUAUUUGAUUUGUUCAUUGUUUUUUUUUUAACACUAAUGGGCCACAUUUUUUACUAGAAAUUCUAUUUUUUCUAAUGUAAUGUUUGUAAAGUAACUCUUCAUAAAGUAAUUUUAAAGCUGCUGAUAUCGCUUUCUCUGCUUUAACUCCUCCAACUCUGUAUCUGAAGCUGAGAAACCACUCACGACACAUUAAUAAAUAAAUAUAAAAUUAAAAAUAAA
This is a messenger RNA of Solea solea (common sole), 1227 nucleotides long. Its product is annotated as putative surface protein bspA-like. The transcript has 4 exons. The record is from RefSeq and is a predicted model, not a curated record. Bases 74 to 535 code for a protein of 153 amino acids. Lineage: Eukaryota; Metazoa; Chordata; Actinopteri; Pleuronectiformes; Soleidae.